AUGUCUUCCGUGCAGACUUCUCGCGCACGAGUGCUCAUCGCGCCGGUGUUGUAUGUCGACGGGGCGAGCCCGCCUCCGUAUCAGUCCGUGGACACUUGGCCAGCAAACGGGCAGGCCCCGCUUCGCAGAAGAUCGCCCUCGACUCUUACCUGUACUCCUCUGCAGCCACUCUCGCCUCUGCCUGUCUCGUCCGCCGGUUCGCCUACUCAUCCGACAUUCACUCGCCCACGAUCUCGCACUGCAGGCGACUCUUCCAUCAGACCCCGACGAACAUCCAUACGUCCUCGAUCAAGAACGCACACCGAGAUGAGCAUGCCAGACAGCAGCCCGCCUCCCUACUCUCCCUCGCCCGUCCAGCGCGCGAGCUCGUCCCCGCACCUGCGCGGAACACCACCACUCCAGCUCUUCACCUACUCCCAUCCGCCUUCUUCCUCCUCCCUCGCAUCGCAAUCCCUCCAUCACCGACCGCCCUCUUACUCGCCUGCCACUCGAUCCGCAGACACGUCCGGGGAGGAUGCGGACGACACUGCUACCUCAGACGACGGCAUGAUCUUCACCGUCCCCCCGCUCGGCAUGUCCGGCUCCUUGCGCUUGCGCCUGCUCAAGCGCAAAACGCGAACGCACGAUGGCCAGCCCGCUCGGCCGAUCAGCACGUCCCAUGGCGUUCCCGGGGCAGGCGAGACGGAGACGGAGAGCGAAGACUCGGUGAGUGUCGAUUUCGCGUUCUCGAUAUGCCGUCAAAGCCAGGUUUGGCGCGGUCGAUUCCUUUUGUGA
This is a messenger RNA of Laetiporus sulphureus 93-53, 774 nucleotides long. RefSeq lists its product as uncharacterized. The record is from RefSeq and is a predicted model, not a curated record. The transcript has a single exon. Bases 1 to 774 code for a protein of 257 amino acids. Lineage: Eukaryota; Fungi; Basidiomycota; Agaricomycetes; Polyporales; Laetiporaceae.